AUGUUGACUGGUCCUCGUGAUCAUCUUUAUUCAUCAAAACCACCACCCCCACCAACGCCACCACCUGCUUUUACUGAUGAUAAUUUAGCAAUGAAACAUGUACAAUUAAAUGAUUUAUUAAAAAAACUCAUUGAUAAAUAUCAAUUUGAUUCAGAAACUCCUGAGCAACAAACAAGACAAACCGAUUUAUUAGUUGCAGUUGCGCAAUUUAUACUUUCGCCACAUGAUAAACGGGAUUUUCUUAGUAAUGUUGUAACAAUCGGACAAGAUUUAUUAACCAAUGAAUAUUCAAUGCAUAGGAGUGAAGAAAUACCGCUUACAAUGAAUUCUAAUCAUCAAACGAAUCAAGAUAAAGAUGAAACAAUACUUGUUCCUGCAUCCAAUACAAUCAACAGUGAUAACGGUGAUGGAGAAUUUUCACUCAGUGAUCUUGCUAGUGAAUAUCUUCAAGAUGAGCCCUCACCUUCUACUUCAAAUGAAAAGUCGAUAACACCUACGGAAUCAGAAGAAUCUGGUUCACUAGUUGUUGAUCUUAGUAGCCAUAGUCUUUCAUCGUCACCUGCUUCACCAUCGUCGCCAAGUACAUUGGCAAAAAUUGUUUUGCCUUCACCAUCGAAUGAACCUCUUCUAAUCAAACCACCACUUGAAUCAAUACUAUUUACUAGUCGUUUAUCAUCACAAGAUGCUGCUGAUGAGGCCCAUUGUAUUUGGAAAGAAGAAUCAAGUCCAUUAGGUCAACUUCUUUGUACAAAAACAAUUGAAACACAAACACAAAUUACAAAACGUGUUUCAACGUGUUUAUUCGAUCGUAAUCUAUAUGAACGUUUAACGCAUCUGAUUCGUCUGUUACCUAAACAAUGCAUUCGAAGCAAUGUUCAACAAUUCUCUAUUCGGCAAAACAGCCAGCAACAACAACAACAACACAAGCCACACCGUUCAAAUAAUGAUAACCGACGUCCAUCCCACCGAGCAACGUUUCAACAGAAUUUAUCGCAAGUAAAUUCUCCAAUACAAGGCUUUCCAGGGGCUCAAAAUUCCCGUCAAUAUGUAAAUGCGAAUUAUUCAAAUCAACAAGGAAAUCCCGUUGGAUAUUUUGUUGAUCGAAGACAACCACAACAACAACAACACAAUCGAUAUCCACCUCCGCCAGCUGCCACACAGCACUAUGGUAAUCAAUAUCAACAAAAUCGGCAUCCAAAUUCACCGUCCUCUGCACCCUAUCCAAGUAAUCAACAGCAAAGACGUGCACCGAGAAAUAAUGCCUACAGUACUGGAUUUCAAGCACCAAAUGAUUAUCAGCAUACUCAUCAUCAACAAGGCGCAAAAAAAACCUCAGGUGGUGGUGGUGCUAGUAGCAGUAACAAAUUGAUGAAUGAAAAAUCAGGUGUGCCUGGAUCUGGUCCAAGUUUAAAUCCGAGAUAA
Rotaria socialis is the source of this 1422-nucleotide messenger RNA. The record is from the annotation of a GenBank genome assembly. NCBI's taxonomy places the organism in Eukaryota, Metazoa, Rotifera, Eurotatoria, Philodinida, Philodinidae.